Blepharisma stoltei is the source of this 1221-nucleotide messenger RNA. The record is from the annotation of a GenBank genome assembly. NCBI's taxonomy places the organism in Eukaryota, Ciliophora, Heterotrichea, Heterotrichida, Blepharismidae.
AUGUCUGAGUGGUUUGAGAAAUAUCAAGGCAUCAUUGCUUGUGCUGGAGUCUCUUUUCCUGAAGAAAACUGACUUGAGCUGGAAUCAAGUCAAGGAAUUAAACUUCAUACUUUUAGAUAUCAUAUUGAAAAUCCUCGUGCCCUUGUAUUUAUUUUUCACUGCUAUAUGUCAGCUUCAAGCAGCUUUUCUCAUUUCGCCCAUAAAUUUGCACAGUCAAAUUUUGCAUCUUUUGCAUUUGACCAAGAAGGGCAUGGGAAAAGUGGGGGUGCAAGAGCAGAGGUAAGAGAUAUAAAUGAAAACGUCAGUUUAGGCGUCGAAUUUAUCCAAAAAACAAAAGAACAAUACCCUGAAGGUCUUCCUGUGUUUAUUAUUGGAGAAAGUAUGGGAGGAUUAACAUGCAUAGGAAUUUCGCUUACUCCCCCCCUCCGCGAGUGAACAAAAAAAUUUUGUUCACUCACGGAGGGGGGGUUAAAUUUUUUGUUUUUAAAAAAUUAUGUAUAAAUUUUAUAAAAAAUAUUUUUUUUCGAAAUUUAAAAAAAUCCUAAUUCGCAAAAAUUGAAAAGCAAAUAUUAAUUUAAUUUAUAAAAUUUAUGUUUUAAAAAGCAAUUUGUUUAAAAUUAAACAGAAUUAGCUCUAGAUUUCAUUAUACUAAUUAUCGCUUAUAUAUCAAUAUUUUUUUCCUUAAAAAAUUUUUGUUCACUCACGGAGGGUUGGUUUUUGGGCAAAAAAUAGCGAUUUUUCUAAUGGUUUUGUUCACUCACGGAGGGGGGAGUUAGAAUUCCUGACGUAAUCAAGGGAAUGAUUUUACUUGCUCCUGCCCUAGGCACAACAGCAAAAGUUUUUUCACAAUUUUGGACUGACGAGCAAGUUGAUCCCAAUGACAUGGUAAAAAUUUCAAGUAACCCAAAGACGGUUGAGUGGUGAAUAGAAAAUCCUGAUACUUAUUUAGGAAAAGCAAGCCGAGCUACAGGGGAUGAAUUUACGAGGGCAAUUAAUGAUUUUCAGCAGCAGGCUCCUAAUGCUCAAACCCCUUUUAUUUUAUUUCAUGGAGAUCAUGAUGAAGUAGUUCCUAUUGAAGCCUCUAGACAAUUUUUCCAAAAUUCUGGAGCUGCAGAUAAAGAGUUUGCAUAUGAUGAAAGUUUAUAUCAUAUAAUUUCUUUAGAGCCUCAAAUUCCUCAGAUUCUCGAGAGGGUUGUUGGGUGGAUUCAAGCAAGAAUUUAG